Messenger RNA from Triticum dicoccoides, 1128 nucleotides. RefSeq names its product COBRA-like protein 7. Gene Ontology annotation, biological process: cellulose microfibril organization; plant-type cell wall cellulose biosynthetic process. The coding region runs from base 1 to 996 and encodes 331 amino acids. NCBI's taxonomy places the organism in Eukaryota, Viridiplantae, Streptophyta, Magnoliopsida, Poales, Poaceae. The record is from RefSeq and is a predicted model, not a curated record. The transcript is spliced from 4 exons. Gene Ontology annotation, cellular component: plasma membrane.
AUGGCGGACCUGCUGCCGGGCGCGCCGUACAACAGGCAGUCCGCCAACUGCUGCCGUGGCGGCGUGCUCUCGUCCGUCACGCAGAACAACAGGACGGCCACCUCGCAGUUCGAGAUGUACAUAGUCAAUUUCGCGCUCGACGAGCACGGCGACCCCAAGAUGCCGACCACCUUCAGCAUCGGCGUGCCGGGCUACACCUGCAGCAACGCCACCAACGUGCCGGCGACGAGGUCCAAGGUCGACGAGCAGCGCCACGUACAAGUUCUGCGGACAUGGCAGAUCAUCUGCUCGUACUCGCAGUUCAGGGACGCACCGUCGCCGUCCUGCUGCGUCUCCCUCACGACCUUCUACAACAACACGAUCGUGGGGUGCCCGCGGGACAGCUGCGGUGGUGCAAACUCUCCCUCGGCGCAUCAGUGCCUCAGCGGCGGCGAGCAGUCCAAGGUACUGGCGGCGCUGCCUGACGCCGACGGCGCUCCGCCCGUGCCGGUCAUCCGGUGCACGGAGCACAUGUGCCCGAUCCGGGUGCACUGGCACGUGAAGCAGAGCUAUCGGGGGUACUGGAGGGUGAAGACAACGGUGACGAACUACGACGUGGUCAGCAACUACACUGACUGGAACCUGGUGGUGCAGCACCCCAACCUCCGGAGCCUGACGCAGCUCUUCAGCUUCAACUACCAGCCCCUCAUCCAGUACGGCACCAUCAAUGACACGGGGGUGUUCUGGGGGAUCAAGAACUACAACGAGAUGCUGCUGAGGGACGGGAACGUGCAGACCGAGAUGAUACUGGAGAAAGACCCGAGCGACUUCACCUUCUCGGGGGGCUGGGCGUUCCCGAGGAGGGUCUACUUCAAUGGACACGAGUGCGUCAUGCCGCCGCCGGAUCAGUACCCUUCGCUGCCCAAUGCGGCCUGGGACGUGCGUGUCUCGGCGGUGCAGCGGUGGCUGGUCGCCGGCUCUUGUCUGCUCUCGUUGUCUAUGUUGUUUCUCGUAUAAAGGAUACCUGACUAGCCCUGAAUACACGGGGUUUGAGUAUCUCAGUUUAACUGGCCUGUAGAGUACAACUAAUCCAGCAUAGCAUCUACCUCCUCUUUGAGCGGCUAUAGAUUAAACUAUUGCUCAGUGACA